Molecule: messenger RNA, 7290 nt
Organism: Diceros bicornis minor
Lineage: Eukaryota; Metazoa; Chordata; Mammalia; Perissodactyla; Rhinocerotidae
Gene: FLRT2
Product: fibronectin leucine rich transmembrane protein 2
Exons: 2
Coding region: 598-2580 (660 amino acids)
Molecular function (GO): protein binding
Source: RefSeq, a predicted model, not a curated record
CGGGGCGCCCGGGCGCCGGCCGGCUGCGGGGAGGCGCGCGCCGCUCUGAGGCUCUGGCCUCCGCACCCCCGCGCCCCGACGCUGCGGGCGACAGGGCCGGGCUCCAGCAGCCGCCACCGUCGCCGCCACCUGGAGGACCAGGCAAAAGUUUGGAUCUGGGGGAGGACGCGGCGCUGAGCGGGAUUACCACCAGGGCUGGAAGGAGACCUCGAGAACCUUCUCAGAUUGCAGACUCAGCUUAACCAAGAAGUUCAUAGGCUGAUCAACGCUGACCUGACCUACAACAGAAGAGGGAGUUCUGCCUGCCCAAUUGGGCCCCUGGUGACCGCUAACAACUUGGCAUCACUUGUUGCCUGUGUGGAGAACUCUCCCUACUGAAAUUGUUUUGCACAUGGAGGACAAUAGCAAAGUGGGCAACACAGGCUGACAAGACCAGAGACCACAGGAAGAUUCUUUUACCUUGGGCCUUCGAGACUUUUCCUCUAGUUGGAGUUCUGGACUUGACAGAACCCCACCCAGUCAUUUUGGUUUUGCUAUCUAUUUUUUUGUUCUUUUUCUUUUCCCCACCACCUUGUAUUUUAUUUCUGUGCUUCAGAAAUGGGCCUACAGACUACGCAGUGGCCCAGCCAUGGGGCUUUUUUCCUGAAAUCUUGGCUUCUCAUUUCCCUGGGGCUCUACUCACAAGUGUCAGAAAUCCUGGCAUGCCCUAGCGUGUGCCGCUGUGACAGGAACUUUGUCUACUGUAAUGAGCGAAGCUUGACCUCAGUGCCUCUUGGGAUCCCGGAGGGCGUAACCGUACUCUACCUCCACAACAACCAAAUUAAUAAUGCUGGAUUUCCUGCAGAACUGCACAACGUACAGUCAGUGCACACGGUCUACCUUUAUGGCAACCAACUGGAUGAAUUCCCCAUGAACCUUCCCAAGAAUGUCAGAGUUCUCCAUCUGCAGGAAAACAAUAUUCAGACCAUAUCACGGGCGGCUCUUGCCCAGCUCUUGAAGCUCGAAGAGCUACACCUGGAUGACAAUUCUAUAUCCACAGUAGGGGUGGAAGAUGGGGCCUUCCGGGAGGCUAUUAGUCUGAAAUUGUUGUUUCUAUCCAAGAAUCACCUGAGCAGCGUGCCUGUUGGGCUUCCUGUGGACUUGCAAGAGCUGAGAGUGGACGAAAAUCGAAUUGCUGUCAUAUCAGACAUGGCCUUUCAGAACCUCACGAGCUUGGAGCGUCUGAUCGUGGACGGGAAUCUCCUGACCAACAAGGGCAUUGCCGAGGGCACCUUCAGCCAUCUCACCAAGCUCAAGGAAUUUUCAAUUGUACGGAAUUCGCUCUCCCACCCCCCUCCUGAUCUCCCAGGUACACAUCUGAUCAGGCUCUAUCUGCAGGACAACCAGAUAAACCACAUCCCUUUGACAGCCUUCUCAAAUCUCCGUAAGCUGGAGCGACUGGAUAUAUCCAACAACCAACUGCGCAUGUUGACUCAAGGGGUUUUUGAUAAUCUCUCCAACCUGAAGCAGCUCACUGCUCGGAAUAACCCUUGGUUUUGUGACUGCGGUAUUAAAUGGGUCACGGAAUGGCUCAAAUAUAUCCCUUCGUCUCUCAACGUGCGGGGUUUCAUGUGCCAAGGUCCUGAACAAGUCCGAGGGAUGGCUGUCAGGGAGUUGAAUAUGAAUCUCUUGUCAUGUCCCACCACGACCCCCGGCCUGCCUCUCUUCACCCCAGCCCCAAGUACAGCUUCUCCCACAACUCAGCCUCCCACACUCUCUGCCCCAAGCCCUAGUAGAAGCUAUACACCUCUUACUCCUACUGCAUCGAAACUUCCCACGAUUCCUGACUGGGAUGGCAGAGAAAGAGUGACCCCGCCUAUCUCUGAACGGAUCCAACUCUCCAUCCAUUUUGUGAAUGACACUUCCAUUCAAGUCAGCUGGCUCUCUCUCUUUACUGUGAUGGCCUACAAACUCACGUGGGUGAAAAUGGGCCACAGUUUAGUCGGGGGCAUUGUUCAGGAACGCAUAGUCAGUGGUGAGAAGCAACAUUUGAGCCUGGUUAAUUUGGAGCCCAGAUCCACCUAUCGGAUUUGUUUAGUGCCACUGGAUGCUUUUAACUACCGAGCUGUAGAAGACACCAUUUGUUCUGAGGCCACCACCCAUGCUUCUUAUGUGAACAAUGGCAGUAACACUGCUUCCAGCCACGAGCAGACAACAUCCCACAGCAUGGGCUCCCCUUUUCUGCUGGCGGGCCUGAUCGGGGGCGCGGUGAUAUUUGUGCUGGUGGUCUUGCUCAGUGUCUUUUGCUGGCACAUGCACAAAAAGGGGCGCUACACCUCGCAGAAGUGGAAAUACAACCGAGGCCGGCGGAAAGAUGACUAUUGCGAGGCAGGCACCAAGAAGGACAAUUCCAUCCUGGAGAUGACGGAAACCAGCUUUCAGAUCGUCUCCUUAAAUAACGAUCAGCUCCUUAAAGGAGAUUUCAGACUGCAGCCCAUUUACACCCCAAAUGGGGGCAUUAAUUACACAGACUGCCAUAUCCCCAACAACAUGCGAUACUGCAACAGCAGUGUGCCAGACCUGGAGCACUGCCAUACGUGACAGCCAGAGGUCCAGCGUUAGAAAGGCGGACAAUAAAACUCUUGGAAACACACACGUGUGUGCACAUAAAGACGCGCAAAUUACAUUUGAUAAAUGUUACACGGAUGCAUUUGUGCAUUUGAAUACUCUGUAAUUUAUACGGUGUACUAUAUAAUGGGAUUUAAAAAAAGUGCUAUCUUUUCUAUUUCAAGUUAAUUACAAACAGUUUUGUAACUCUUUGCUUUUUAAAUCUUAAAAAAAAAAAAUAGUUGCUGAAGUACUGUACAGGGUUGUACAAUAAGAACCCAACGCCAAGGGAAAAGAACGAGUGAUUCUUUCUCAUGAUGCUCAUUAACCACUUUGCUGUUGAAGCUGUCAGAAUAAAUUCCUUUCUUAGAGUAGGUGGUCAGAUGAAAGGGCAGAUUAAAAUGGACUCGUCAGGGGAGGAUAAAUAAUAUGGGCAAAACAAGAAAUGUCUCAGAUAUCUUCAUGCUAUUUCUGUACUUCCUAGUCUGGAAGAAGAGUUAAAAAUUCUGAAAUAUAAGAAAGGAGGUAGUUACCCUGGUUUGACCCAAAACAAGAAAUGUAGAAAGCAUCACAAGGGAGUGAGUUCCCGUAAGAUGAGUUAAGCCAACCUGGCAGAAUGAAGAAAAUGAGAUGAAUUUGAAGAGACCUUCCAACCCCAGAGUUGGCUUUCUGAUGGGGAACUUAAAAAUCACUCCUCAUGCCUCCCAGACUCUAUGUGAUAACAGAGUUAGAGACCUAAGUCUGAUUGCAGUCAUCUUCGGGGACAGCUAUGAUGUCCCAGCAAGGAAACUCCCUUUAAAAAGUGUUACUAUUCAAAUUAUAUGUCAGGUUGAAUCACAUUCAACAGAGAUAUAUUCUAGAAUACUUUUUUUAGAAGAGGCUAAUAAAAUAGGAAGAAUUAUAUUGAAUGGAAUUAUUUUUGAUAAUGAGAAUUAUUUGGGUAGAUUCACUGCAGCUAUGUCAACAUGAUAUUUAGACCAACAAGGGAUUAAUAUUUGGAAUAUUCUAGACUUGUUACUUAAAAAUUAUUGAUACCAUGUAGACAAAAGCAAGUGAUCAGUGGUUCUGCUCUACUAUAUCAAUGGACUUUGUUAGUAUCAUGUUGAAAUAGCUUGAAUUAAUACCUUUAUCCCCUUGCAAAUUCUUGUCUUCCAAUCACCUCAUGUAUAUUUUCGUAAUUAGCUGUUGAUGCUACAUUUGUUUUUUUCCCCGUCUGCUCAAAAUUUGAAAGAAAAUUAUAGAUGCCAGUCUUGAUUGCACAAAAUAUCCAUAUACACUUAUAGACUUUAAAAUGUAUGCUAAUUUUCACUGCUAAUAAUUCUGGAAGGACAUAUCAAAGCUGGCCAACAUAAUGUAUUUUUUUUUAAAGCAAUACUGAGUUUCCACCUUGGACUGACUUUGAUCCUGUGCCAUUUUUGAAAUUUCAUUUAUUCCUUUUCAAUCUUGGAUGUUCCUCUUCUUUGGGAAUUGUGGAGGGAUAAUCAAUCUUAUAUUAACAGGAUAACAGAUGAGAAAUGAACAAGUCAGAGAGUAAAGGCUUGUUCCCCUAAUCUUGGCAGAGCAGGGAAUAGAGCAGAGGGCAUAGAGAAGAGAGGGAUGUCUGGGCUUAUUUCUAGAUGUUUUUGAAGCGUUGUCCUUCCUCAGAAAGCAUGUGUAAUUUACUCCUUUCCAUCCCUUAGAUGUAGAAGGGCUAUCGAUCACAUACAUUAUCUAAAAAAUACACCUUUUGAAAAUUCUUUUUAAAAUCAAAUUUAGGCAUUUCACUCUGUGUGCGUAUUUCCUUUACUACUAGCCAUUAUUUUCGGGACCCGUGAAGUUAAUGUCACAAUCGUUUUGCUUUCUCUCUCUCUCACUUUUAACAAAAUAGAACUGUGAUGUGUCUUCUUUGUAAAAGUUUAGGUAUAAAAUGCUAUGCAAGUUUUUCUUUAUAGAAAGAGCUUUAUUUUCUUUAAUAAUAUACCCCAACUUAUAUGUUUUAAUCUCCCUUGUCCCUCAGAGUAAGCAGAAAAUAUAACUGAAGCUAUAAUCUUGUAAACACAAGAAUCGAAACUGCAGUCAGUCGAGCUGAAAUUAGCUAUGAAUUAAUUUGAAUUAAUUCUAAAGUGACUUUGGUUUCCAUUUUAGUCUCUUAGCUAGCAAGUUUUGGCUGUUGCUUUGUUAAAACUGGAUCCACACGGUGAAGGGAUAAGGCAAUCUGUGAAGGUGAUCAGUGUAGCAGUAAGCCAUCUGAAAUUCAGGACAAGGACAUGGGGCUUUGUGUAUUUAACUGGAUAAUUCCCUUCCGCUAUCCUCUUCCCCUUGGCUGUGUAGAUAAAACUAGGUGUUCAAAUGAUGGUACUUUGACUUUUGAGGGUUUCUUUUCUUUUUAUCCACAAAAUAAUCGUUCUCAUUUAUUUGUAUGUAUGUAUAACCCCCAGAGCGAUACUUGGCUGCUGAAACCUUUUGCUUUGGGCCAAGAAGACCAAGGUUGGAGAGGUUUCUAUAAUGUCUUAUGGGAUUCAUGGAAUUAUUUGGGACUUAAGUCGUACAAUGGAAACCUAGUCACGUGAAAUGGUUAAAAUGAUCUGAAAUGGUUCCUUUGCUAGAAGGUGUUCCUGAAGAGAUAGAAUUUAGUUAUAGGCUUAUUUUGAUCUUGUGUACAACAUGACAAAGACUGCUAAAAUUAAGAUCAGUCUCCCGCUUGUAAUAGCAUCCUUGGAGCUCUCACUUAACCAGGAUAGAAAACACAUCAUUGAAUUUGUAAUGUCUUAUGUGUCUUAGGAAAACUGCUGGACAACCAUCAAUGGUGGAUUGCUUUGAUUGGCAUUUUCAGUCACGGGAAUGUGUUUUGCCCACACAUCUGCUCUGUAUUUGGGCCUCUCUUGUUGUUAUUAAUACGUAUUUUGAGGAGAUUAGUCAAGAGUCAAAGUUGAAGAUGCAGGCCAAGUCCAUGAACAAAGCCAAUGUCACUGGUUUAUAAAGAGCUUGAUGACGUCUGACCAAAUGAGAUGAUUUCAGAUGGUAUGUGACCACUUUCAGAGCUAGGUGACCGUCACUGUGCAGAGAAAAUUCCAAAGGAAAAAGGCACAGCCAUGAUCACACAGAUAUUAUUGACCAUUAUUCAUAUCCAGGGUUGUCAUUAAUACUUAGUUGUUUGGAGAGAUGUGUUUGAUCAUGGAGAGACCGUGGGCUUCCCUCAAAACUGUCCAGUGCAUUCUCAGCCCAUGGCAUGGGACAAUCACAGGCAGAGACAAAAAGUGUGUUCCCCUGCCUAUUUUCCUUGUGUAACAAGUGGAAAAUAUUCUACCCUGUGAGAAAUAAUGCAGUUUCUAAUUAUCUGAGUGUUUGUUAAAAAUGCAUUAGAUAUUUUUCCUGAGGUUAAAAAAAGCAUAAUGUGACCAGUCUGAUAAAAAGUAUUAAUGACGUAGCUAAUAUUAUGGCCCUAUUUCCUACUAGUGCAGAUCCUCAGAACUUCCUUCCCCACUGAGGAGGACUAGCUCUUCAUGUGUGCAAAGCAUCCAUUCCAGACACAAGGCAAUAUUGUCGCAGUCCGCAGGGAGCAGAUGUUGAACUUGAUCAGCAAACCUUGGCUACAGAGCCCACUGCAACUUUUGACCAUGAGGUAGUUAAUUUCCAUUAACUUUGUUUAUAGCCUUUUCCUCUAACCUAUAACAAGGAGACAUUAAGUUUUCUUUUAGAACGUGAGAAUAAUGGUUUUGCUCAUGAUUUAAUUUUCCAGCUUUGUAAGAAAGCAAAACAGAAAAAAGUGCCCAAAAGAGAAAGAGAUACGUACACAAAGCAAACAGAAAACCCCUGCUACUUCUUAGUCUUGUCAAACCCUGCCUGAUACUCUUUUUUUUUUAAGACAAAAUACUAAUGUAGGAAGCUGUAGCUUACAGUCUUCUCUGAUUUCUUCAGCAGCGUGGAAAGACAGUUGCUGGCCAUGGGAUACCUGUCACUGAUUGUGGGGAGAAAGUUUUGUACAUGUAUGAUACUGUUGUUAUAACAAACACAUCAGAUUCUUUUGCUAGUUUUUGUUUAUCUUUCUUUUUCUAGCAGCACACCCACCAGAAGAGCACAAAGCAAGGCCAUCGCAACAGACAUUUUGAAACUACUAUAAAUUGCACUCGUGCAUGCACACACACACCACACACACAAACACACACACUGGGUCAUUUGUAAAGGAAUCCAGGGGAUGUAAGAUUUGUAAUCUUUUAGACAAGUGAAGGCGUUGCCACUGUGUGUUCCUCAUAGGACCAGUCUUUACUCACUGAAAGUUAAUCCUGAUGAUUUGUUAUUGUUUGAACCAUAUGUUGAUUUGCUUCUGGUUUAUGUUUAGUGUGUUCUCGCUGACAAGGGACUACAAGGGGCUGGAAGAUUCUGCAUCACACGUCCUCUGAGACCUACUGUGUCACACACUUUGUUAAUGACAAACUUCACUCUACACUAUACAGUACCUUGUUGAUAUAUUCAGUAAAAGCUUAUUUUAAAAGAAAACCACAUUGUGUUUAUCUGAGUAAGUUCAUUGGGAUACAGCCAAUACUUGUAUUGUUAAUGGCAAAGAGAAAUGAAGGAUGCUUCCUGAGGAUGCAGGAGGAUGGCAAGAAUGAAGGAGGUAAUAGAAUUUUUCAUUUUCUCCUACCUUGAAGACAACUUCUGUUUUUUUAAGGCCAUUUGGCCCCUUUAGUGUGAGGAAUUUAUAUAAAAUCCUCAUGUUCUUUUCUA